Messenger RNA from Oncorhynchus keta (chum salmon), 2993 nucleotides. RefSeq names its product ras-related protein Rab-3A-like. Lineage: Eukaryota; Metazoa; Chordata; Actinopteri; Salmoniformes; Salmonidae. Bases 104 to 763 code for a protein of 219 amino acids. Gene Ontology annotation, cellular component: plasma membrane; endosome; synaptic vesicle. The transcript is spliced from 5 exons. Gene Ontology annotation, molecular function: GTPase activity; GTP binding. Gene Ontology annotation, biological process: regulation of synaptic vesicle fusion to presynaptic active zone membrane; axonogenesis; maintenance of presynaptic active zone structure. The record is from RefSeq and is a predicted model, not a curated record.
CCCGCCCCUUCGGUGACAGGCAAUCAAGUGACGCCCAAGGUUCUGCAGGUGCGAUACUGGGUACUGCUGCAAUAGCGCUGCAGAUAAAAACAGGCUUUUCACGAUGGCUUCCGCAACAGCCACUUAUGGACAGAAGGAGUCCUCAGACCAGAACUUUGACUACAUGUUCAAGAUCCUGAUCAUUGGCAACAGCAGUGUGGGUAAGACCUCCUUCCUGUUUCGUUACGCAGACGACUCAUUCACGCCGGCCUUUGUCAGCACGGUGGGCAUCGACUUCAAGGUGAAGACCAUCUACAGAAAUGACAAGAGGAUCAAGCUGCAAAUCUGGGACACUGCCGGCCAGGAGAGGUACAGGACCAUCACCACAGCCUACUACAGAGGAGCCAUGGGCUUCCUGCUCAUGUAUGACAUAACCAACGAGGACUCUUUCAAUGCCGUGCAGGACUGGUCCACCCAGAUUAAGACGUACUCAUGGGACAAUGCCCAGGUCCUGCUGGUGGGAAACAAGUGUGACAUGGAGGAUGAGAGGGUGGUGGCAGCAGACCGGGGCAGGCAGCUCUCUGACCAACUAGGCUUUGAGUACUUUGAGUGCAGUGCCAAGGACAACAUCAACGUGAAGCAGACGUUUGAGCGGCUGGUGGACAUAAUCUGUGAGAAGAUGUCGGAGAGCCUGGACAACGCCGACCCCGCCGUCACAGGGGCCAAACAGGGGCCCCAGCUCACCGAGCAGCCCGAACGCCCCCACCAGGACUGUGCUUGCUAAACACACCAUACACACACACACCUGACCUCUCACACACCCCCUUCCUACAACCUUCUCAGCUGGUGGAAGAGGUCUGUGAUGGGUUUGUGUUUGGAUGGAAAAUCCAAAAAACUCCAUUCUGUAUUUCAGUCCCCCGUCUAUCUAUAGGUGUUCUACUGUAAGUCCAAAGUUCACAUUCCUCUGACUCCCCUUACUGCGGCCUCAAACCUGAAAGGAUUGACUUUUUUCAAAGGGCCACAUUGCUGAUUAUCUGUUUACUGUUGAUAGCUUUGCUGUUUUUUUUUUUAAUAUGUCCCCGAUUUGGCUGGUGACAGAACAUAUUAAGCCACCAAAUCCAUUGGCGUGAGUGAGGUAUGGUCCAAAUUUGUGAUAACAAAAAUUGGAUGAGAUUGUGUUUUCGAACAUUUCCGACCAAAAUCCCAUGCAUAUUGGUUAUCAGUCAUGGUCAUUUUCUAAUAUUUUUUCAUUGCGGAAUUUAAGAAAAAGAAAACGAUGUGUUAAGUACUGGUCCCUGUCCUUAUUGUUUAUUUAUUAUUAUUAUUAUUAUUUAUUUUUUUUUACUUUUGUUCAUUUUUCCCCCCCCUCGCAAACCUUGAUAGAGAGAAUAUGGAUUGAUGGAUAAAGGUGUCUUAGGUAUAAGAGAACAGUAUGUAUAAAUGUUCAGACAUGAAUGAAUAUGCAUUUUAAAAUGUGAAAAUAUAUAAACAAAUAGUAAACAAUUACAAUAUUUAUGUAUACAUAUCUGUGCAUUGUGAGAGGUGUGUGUUUAAUUAUUUUUUCAUGGAACUUCUUUCUGUAAGCUGUUGUGGGCCACGCCCCUCUGAAUCAAACUGGUUUGUUUUGCUUUAAGAACGUAGCAUGUGUGAAGAACAGUUAAAUGAAGCUUAUAAUUUCUUGUCAGUGUAUAACACUGCUUCUCUACAGCACAAUUACCUCUUAUUCAUGUGUACAACACACACACAAAUCGACACUGGGUACAGCACCCUUAUACUACAUCACGUUCCAAUCACUUCCCGGUGUCUGGUAGUCUGUGGUUUGUUUUUUAUUUUGUGAGGAGGAAAUACUUUUUUUUUUAAGCAUGUGCAAUGUUAUGUUUGUGUGAUUUUGCUUUUUCAGUGUGGAGAGAAUUGCUUGUUGGCAUAUACAUGAGGAAAACAUAACUAGGAGCCAAACGAAAUGCACUCAGGCACAUGAAGACAUUGUCACGGCCAUCUAUAUUUAUACACAGUAUAUUUAUUUAUUAAUGAUGUAGGUUUUUCGUAGGUUGUUGUUUGCGGGCUGCACUAUCACAGUUUAAAAAAGACGGUUAUAUCAGUAUUGAAAAAAAGAUUGGUUCAAAAUUGAAAUUAAAGUGUUGACAUACUCCAGACUGAGAAACUUCCAUUUCACUGUAUGUUCUCCUGAUCAUGUACGAGCUGUUUCAAUGGGAAAUACUUAUGUCCAUGUUUUUAAACCAACCAUGAAGCCGUUAGUGUGGGUGUAAUAAUGCUAGUGUAAAUACUGUAUUCCUCUCAGAGCAAUACUGUGUCAAAUUCCAGUCUCCUGGUUCUCCUUGAUGGAAAAUAUUAACAGCCAACAAAGCAUGUCUUUAACAAAUACUGUUUGCUUGAAGGAUUUAGGCAGGGUUUGUUCUAUCCGGGAUCCUUGGGACGUCCCUGCACUAAACUUUAGCUUAACCCGCACCCUAACCUUUUAACCAUAACACUUACCUAACCAUGAACGUAACCAUUUUAAAUGUCAACUUCAAUGGGGGGGUAGGGAUGUCCCAAGGAUCCCUCAUAGCAGACCCUUUAGACAGCUUUGCUUAGGUCUUUCCAAAAAUGACACCCGCUAGGACAAGACUUAGACACAUUUUUAGGGCUGAAUAAAAGGCCUGUCAUAUUGUAGUAAUGAUAGAGAAGCAUUUGGCAUGUAUGCCUACACUGUGUCAAUUUUCAAAAAGGGAAAAGUGUUCGAAGUAGGAUCAGUACUUAUCACAUCCUAUUAUUUAUACUGCAUUGGGUAACUUUAGUUUUGUUGAUUGUGUUUCGCUACAGCUGUAAACUUGCCUCUGACUUAGGUAUCUGUUCAAUUCAGCUAGCUCUCUCUUAGCUCUCCAUCCUAUCUUCCCCCUGUAAAUAAUGUUUCUUUCUUGGGUUUUAGUCAGGUUUUAGUCAUGUGAAUUGUGCUGUAACACUAACUCCAGGUUUGAUAAAACAAGGAAUUAAUAAACAAAACAUAAAAGCAAAAA